CUCACCAACAAUCGAUCGCAAUCGACUAGUCUCUUUUGUUUGCGGCCGAAUUUGUUCUUGCAGCUCUUUCAUGCUUUUUUGAUAGAGAGGGGAAUCUCCUCCUUCAUCGUCUCGCGCAGUUUCUACUGAGGAACAUUCGGUGGUAUUUUGCGCCAUAGAGAUAUCAAGCCGGAACGAUGUUUCAUUCAAUGACUGCUCCCAAGCCGAUAACUCAGUCUGCACUCCAUUGACACUGACAACAGUUUCUUCGAUGGUGUCCAUCACUACACGCUUUUCCUCGAUGGCAGUAUCCCAUUCAAAUUUCAUUGCACGAAUUCUGUCAGCCAAGCUUCUCAUUUCUUCUGUUCCAGAUCCGAGUAAUUCCAAGACGUCUUCGAACAAGAUUCCUGAACUUUUGAGAACCUCGAACAUUCGGUGCAUGAAAUCACGAAGUAAAACAAGUUUUGUCUAAAUGCAUCCCAUUUUUUAAAUUCUGAUAAAUAGGAAACUCAGAUUGUGAGUUAGAUUCUGGCUUUUUUAGUUGUUACAUUGAAAACCUACUUUCAAUGUAACUAUCUCUUUCGAUGUGUUCAUAGAGCGACUCAUAAGGUCCAUCAACGAGGUGUUCAUCUGAAAAAGAGGAAUUCAGAGAGUCGACGCAGAGAAUAACGUCCACCCGAAACAUCACCAUGGGCAAUCGCGUCCCCAUUAAGCGAACGAGCAUGAACUUACCAUUGACUGAGUGAUAUUUCUUUCCGUCGCAAGGAGGCGUCUCCGUUGUUCUUCCGACAUUCUUCAAUCAUACACAACCAUUCAUUAUCAAAAAGAAGAGAUGUCUAUGAAAUUAGAAAAACCCCAAUCUCAACGAAUUAGUGUACCACUACACCGAACAUUUCUUCUAGGCAGAACAGGCUAAUGAGAACAGUAGUACUGCUUUACAAGAUCGUAGAGAAAAGAAGAAACAAGCUUACAUAUCACCCUCGGAACGUGUGGUCCCGUCGCUAUCAUCGCCCUUCAAAUCAUCAAUGCUAG
This is a messenger RNA of Haemonchus placei, 1011 nucleotides long. The record is from the annotation of a GenBank genome assembly. Lineage: Eukaryota; Metazoa; Nematoda; Chromadorea; Rhabditida; Trichostrongylidae.